Messenger RNA from Heteronotia binoei (common prickly gecko), 1704 nucleotides. It is a transcript of the gene SLC36A4, whose product is annotated as solute carrier family 36 member 4. Gene Ontology annotation, molecular function: L-alanine transmembrane transporter activity; L-proline transmembrane transporter activity. Bases 43 to 1554 code for a protein of 503 amino acids. Gene Ontology annotation, biological process: amino acid transmembrane transport; L-alanine transport. NCBI's taxonomy places the organism in Eukaryota, Metazoa, Chordata, Lepidosauria, Squamata, Gekkonidae. The transcript has 11 exons. Gene Ontology annotation, cellular component: vacuolar membrane. The record is from RefSeq and is a predicted model, not a curated record.
ACAUUGGCGGAAGGGCGAACGGAGGGAACCAUAGAGCGCGCGAUGAAGACGGCGGCAAGAGAAGAAUUAGACUUGGAAGUAAUGGAGCCUUUAAUUGAAGGUGGGGAAUCUGAAAGUGAAGGUGCAGAAGAGGAAACGGAAGACAAAGGUGGAGAUAAGGAGAAAAAAAAGUUGCUGCCGGCAGAAAAGAAAUACGAGCUUGAGGAUGAAGAAGGAAUUACGUACAUCCAAACGCUCAUUCACCUCCUCAAAGGGAACAUUGGAACUGGACUUUUAGGCCUGCCACUUGCAAUAAAAAAUGCAGGCCUUGUGCUUGGACCAAUCAGCCUUGUGUUCAUUGGAUUCGUGUCUGUUCACUGCAUGCAUAUUCUGGUUCGGUGCAGCCAUAACCUAUGUCAGAGGUUGAAAAAGACCUCCUUAGGGUACAGUGACACGGUGAGCUAUGCAAUGGAAGUGGGUCCCUUUGACACAUUCCAGAAGAGAGCCGCUUGGGGCAGGUGCAUCGUUGACUUCUUCCUGGUGAUUACACAACUGGGUUUCUGCAGCGUUUAUAUAGUAUUUUUAGCAGAAAAUAUGAAGCAUGUAUGUGAAGGAUUCUUUGAGCAGAAAUCAGCGAAUGCCACCGAAACCAGUGGGUCCUCGGACAAAAGGACCAUCGAUCUGCGGCUGUACAUGCUGUGUUUCCUUCCGUUUAUCAUCGUCUUGGUUUUCAUCCGUGACCUUCGGACUCUGUCUGUGCUUUCCUUCUUUGCAAACAUAUCCAUGGCUAUCAGCCUUGUCAUCAUUUAUCAAUAUGUUAUUCACGGUUUGAAACAUGCACCUGUGAAGAAGCUGCCUCUAAUUGCUGAUUUGAAGAAAUAUCCACUUUUCUUUGGCACGGCUAUAUUUGCUUUCGAAGGAAUAGGAGUGGUGCUUCCCCUUGAGAACAGAAUGAAGGAUGCUGGCCGUUUCCCACAGGCUCUGAACAUCGGCAUGGGGAUUGUGAUGACCUUGUACAUCUCCCUGUCUACUCUGGGUUACAUGCGCUUUGGGGAUGAAAUCCAAGGCAGCAUAACACUGAACCUGCCACAAAAUAAAUUGGUGUAUCAACUGGUCAAGAUUUUCUAUUCCUUUGGGAUUUUUGUGACCUACGCGAUUCAGUUCUUUGUUCCGGCAGACAUCAUUGUUCCAGCUAUCACCUCUGGAGUACAGCAGAAGCUGAAACUUUUCUAUGAGCUGGUGGUGAGGAUGCUCUUGGUCUGCUCAACAUGUGCUGUAGCAAUUCUGAUCCCUCGCCUGGACCUGGUGAUCUCGUUGGUAGGAGCUGUGAGCAGCAGCACUCUGGCUUUGAUCUUGCCGCCGUUGGUUGAGAUCCUCACUUUCUACAAGGACAAGGAUGACCUGGGGAUGGUCGUGAAAGACAUCUUCAUCGCCUCCCUGGGAGUGAUGGGCUUUGUCACUGGCACUUACGUGACCAUUGAAGAAAUCAUUUGUCCCACUUCCUCGUCUUCUGUCAAUGCCACAAUAUCUCCGGGCUGUUUGAACGUUUCACACUUGGCCGCGGGUUUAGAUUAACGCUGGAAGACUGUCAUUCCACGGAGUUUGUUACCAUGGAUUUCCUCGGGAACCAAAGAGAAUGCUGGAUUCCACAGGGUGAAGCUGGGACCCUGAAUGAGUGUCUGGGAAAAUUAAAAUACCUUCUGCCCAGUGUGUAUGCAUCUUGCA